GGCAUGGGAAUAGAAUAAGCGAUGGGAUUGGGAAAUGGGAACACCACCCAUACAAUACAAUACAGUUAUCCAUUCACAUUUCACAGUUAGCACUUAGCAGACUCUGCUGCAGUGAGGUGAGGGGAGGUUUGUUUGUUGUUUCGUUUUUCCUUUCCUUUCCGCCAGAAUCCGUUGAGAAUGGCGUUGCCGGUAGUCGUCGAUGCAGAGUACCUCAAGGAGGUCGACAAGGCUCGCCGCGAUCUCCGCGCACUCAUCGCUAACAGGAACUGCGCUCCUCUCAUGCUCCGAUUAGCCUGGCACGAUGCCGGAACUUACGAUGCUAAGACCAAGACCGGUGGACCUAACGGUUCGAUCCGGAACGAGGAAGAGUAUUCUCACGGAGCCAAUAAUGGCUUGAAGAAAGCUAUUGAUUUCUGCCAGGAAGUGAAGGCAAAAUAUCCUAAAAUUACAUAUGCAGAUCUCUUCCAGCUUGCGGGUGUUGUUGCAGUUGAGGUUACUGGGGGUCCAACAAUUGAUUUCGUUCCUGGUAGAAGAGAUUCAAAAGUAUCUCCUAAUGAAGGGCGGCUUCCUGAUGCUAAAAAAGGUGUUCCACAUCUCCGUGAUAUCUUUUAUCGAAUGGGCUUGACUGACCGAGAUAUUGUUGCACUAUCUGGAGGACAUACACUGGGGAGAGCACAUCCAGAGAGAUCAGGGUUUGAUGGCCCUUGGACGGAGGACCCUCUGAAGUUUGAUAACUCAUACUUUGUGGAACUUUUGAAAGAAGAUUCUGCUGGGCUGCUUAAACUUCCAACAGACAAGGCUUUAUUGGAGGAUGCUGAAUUUCGCUGUUAUGUUGAGCUAUAUGCAAAGGAUGAGGAUGCAUUUUUUCGAGAUUAUGCUGAAUCACAUAAGAAACUUUCAGAGCUAGGCUUUGUGCCAAGUUCAAAGCCGAUUUCUAUUAAGGAAGGGACCAUACUGGCACAAGGUGCUGUAGGAGUUGUAGUUGCUACCGCAGUGGUGAUCCUCAGUUACUUGUAUGAAGUUCGCAAAAGAGGGAAGUAAACUGGAUUUGUUCAUCUCUUGGCUGUUACGGUUGCGUGACCCUGACCCUGACCCAUAGUGUGCAAAACAGGGUUCAUUUUUGCAGCUUCAGUUUCUGUUUACUUAGUACCAAUAAAGAAUAAUGCUACAGACAUUCAGACUUUUAUAUGAAUAGACUAAAAACAUCCCUGAGUACUCAAAUUGAGAGCAACUUCAUUAUACGUAAAUACAAAUUUUAACAUUCCCAGUUA
Glycine soja is the source of this 1271-nucleotide messenger RNA. RefSeq names its product L-ascorbate peroxidase 3-like. The transcript is spliced from 9 exons. Gene Ontology annotation, biological process: response to reactive oxygen species; cellular response to oxidative stress; hydrogen peroxide catabolic process. Gene Ontology annotation, molecular function: peroxidase activity; heme binding. Lineage: Eukaryota; Viridiplantae; Streptophyta; Magnoliopsida; Fabales; Fabaceae. The coding region runs from base 178 to 1041 and encodes 287 amino acids. The record is from RefSeq and is a predicted model, not a curated record.